CUCUUCCCAUUGUUUUUGGUGAUUCAACAUGGCAGUAAUGGCAAAGGUUGUUGUGUUGCUUCUCAUUGCUAGUUUCAGUAAUGUCUUCUGUUUUCCAAAGAGGGAUGUCACAAAAAGAGAUGCUGAUGAGGUUGAUGUUUCAACAACAACAAAUCCCAGCAACCAGACCCAAACUGAAGCUAAUGGUGGUGCAAGUGAAGAUGUCCAAGCAGGCACUCCAGUACCUAAUCCCCACAAUCAGACUGCCACUGCACAACCUGAUGUUACUGAUGAGGCAAGUGAAGAUGAUGUGGUAACUGCAACCCCACGUCCCCAAAACCAGACAACACCUGAUGCCCAAAGUGGAAAUGCUGAAAAAGAUGAAGCAAAGAGAUCUUAUGCACUUGAUGAGCUAACUACAACCCCAAGUCCCCUAAACAAGACAAUGUCAUCUGCCACAGAUGGAGUAACUGAGCCACUAGAUGGUCCAAGUGAAGAUGCUGAGGCUUCCACCACAACUCAGAAUGCCGAAAACCAGACCACUUCAGCCCCCACUGUAGGGACUGAUGGUGCAAGUGAGGAUGCUGUGUUAACCACUGUACUGAAUCUGCAAAAUGGGACUACAUCUGCCCAAGAGGGAACCACCAUCACUGACUCCCAUGAUGACUCCUGAAGUGACUGCUCAGAAUGCUAAUGCUUAACUGUCAUCUUAGGCUUUCUCCAUCUUGAAUUCAAUAAAGGCCAGAUUUUCUUAUCCAA
This is a messenger RNA of Alosa sapidissima (American shad), 738 nucleotides long. RefSeq lists its product as uncharacterized. The record is from RefSeq and is a predicted model, not a curated record. The transcript has 8 exons. NCBI's taxonomy places the organism in Eukaryota, Metazoa, Chordata, Actinopteri, Clupeiformes, Clupeidae. Bases 29 to 652 code for a protein of 207 amino acids.